Molecule: messenger RNA, 3168 nt
Organism: Pogona vitticeps (central bearded dragon)
Lineage: Eukaryota; Metazoa; Chordata; Lepidosauria; Squamata; Agamidae
Source: RefSeq, a predicted model, not a curated record
AUGCAGGACAGGGAAUUUCCAGGAUGUGGGAAUUUAGUAACGUUUGCCCAGUUCUUUUUCAUAGCCACAGAAGGAUUCGUCUUCGAGGCCAACUUUGGAAGGAAACGGCCAGUUCUCCCGAUCAAGUACUACCUGAUCAUGGUGGCCAUGUUCUUCACAGUCAGUGUGGUCAACAACUACGCCCUUAACCUGAACAUAGCCAUGCCGUUGCAUAUGAUAUUUAGAUCGGGCUCUCUGAUUGCCAACAUGGCUCUGGGCAUCAUCAUUCUGAAGAAAAGGUAUACAGUGUACAAAUACACCUCCAUCGCCUUGGUCUCCCUGGGAAUCUUCACAUGCACCUUUAUGUCUGCAAAAGAAGUGAGCUCCAUGCGAAGCACCAGCGAACGAGGAGAAGAGAGCAUUUCUGCCUUCCUCUGGUGGCUGCUGGGUCUCGGAGCGCUGACCUUCGCUCUCCUCAUGUCGGCCCGGAUGGGCAUCUUCCAGGAGACCCUCUACCAGAAGUUCGGGAAACACUCCAAGGAAGCCCUCUUCUACAACCACGCACUCCCCCUUCCGGGUUUCCUGCUCUUGGCUCCGGACAUUUACAGGCACGCAUUGCUCUUCAACCAGUCUGACCCGUUCCAGAUCCCAGUCCUUGGACUCAGCAUGCCCGUCAUGUGGUUCUACCUCCUCAUGAACAUCAUCACUCAAUACGUGUGCAUCCGGGGGGUGUUCAUCUUGACCACAGAGUGCACCUCCCUCACGGUCACGCUGGUGGUGACCCUGCGUAAGUUCAUCAGCCUCAUCUUCUCCAUCCUGUAUUUCCGGAACCCCUUCACCGUCUGGCACUGGAUCGGCACCUUAUUCGUCUUCGUGGGGACUCUGAUGUACACGGAGGUGUGGAACAGCCUGGGGCCUCUGCUGGACCGGAAGCGAAAGAGAGAGGAGGAGGAAAAGAAGCAGGAGUGAGGGCAUGGAUCCGUGGCCAAGCUCAGGGCUCCUCCACGGAACUGGGGACCUUUUCCGAUCAUGUUUUUUUUUCUCCCAAUGGUGCAGAGUAGCAGCAGAUUCCCUUCUCGUGGAAGUGCGGGUUUGAUUUUUGUAAUACAAAAAGAGAGAGAGACUGAUCUUGGCUAUGCCAAGCAGAUACAUAAAUCCCCCAGAGAUGGGGAACUGGAAAAAAAUUAAAAAUAGACCGCUGGGUAACAAAUAGGAUUUCCACAAGGCGAACCCGUCUGUGGUUUUGCUGAAGGAUGGCGCCUUUGUGACCCUCCAGAUCUGAGGGAGCUCCCCAUUUCCAACAACCCCCCCCCAAGUAGCCUGGCCAGUGCAGGAGAUGAUGGGAGAGACCAUUUGGAGGAUCACAAGUUCUCCACCCCAACGGGAUUCAAGAUGGGGGUGAUUUAUGGCCCUGUCGGGGUUUAGGCAGUGUGGUUCGCCUCCAGGGUGAACGUCUUCCUCCAUUUUGUGACACGGCUGCCAUCUUGGAAAAAAAAACAAAAGAAUGUAAAGUAAGGCCAAAUUGCAAUAUUUGGAGAGCUGGCGCUGGAAGUACCACAGAAUGAUGUGUGCCACAUAUGUUUCUGUGGUGUGUGUGUGUGUGUAAGGCUCUUAGGAGUGAAAAGCUCAGUGUGGCGGUGAAGGACAUGUCUCGCCUGCCAGAGUUUUAUCUGUUACCCAAAAGCUCUUGGCAUUUAUAGGACUUUGUCAAGUAAAGUCAUGGGUUAAAUAUUGUUAGGUUCUUGUCAGUAAGGGCGAAUCUUGCCUCUUAGGAGGUAUUUUCUGGUGCUUUUAAGACAAUGCUUCCCAACCUGACGUUCUCGGACUACAACUCCCAGAAAUCCUGGCCAGCCCAGCGAGGAGGCGAAGGUUUUUGGGAGUUGCCAUCCAAGAACAUUUAGGGGACCCCAGGUUGGGAGCCGUUGUUUCAAAGUGUCGUAAGCUUGUCAGGAUGAUAUUCCUCUGGUUGACCCAGCGUCAGAUUGGAAUGUUCAUGAGGUUGUUGUGUUUUUGUUUUUUUGUAGUUUUAACACAUUGUUGCUAAUGCUUAGAAAUAUACAUGAUCAUGGAUGUCAAGAGUGUGUGGAGUGAAGGUUCCCCCUUAAACCCGGUCAAGAGGGAGACCGUCCAGGUGCACGUGGGUGUCACGUGGUAGCGCGUUGGUCCCCAGGCCUUCUGAAGAAGGUUUUGACCAAGCCUACCAGAGAAGCUUGGUCUUCAAAGGUAGGUCUCUCCGAAGGAGUAGCCAGCCCUCAGGAGGCAGAAGGGACUUAGGGGGACUGGCCAAGGCGGGUAGGGUCGCCAACGUCCUGGAUCGGCCUCAUGGACAUCCCUGAGUAGAUCGGUGUUCUCUCGAGUGUUAACAGUUGAUGCAGUUACUCCCAAUAUUUAAUCUCUCAGAUCACACCGCCCUUUAAUCUCUGAGCCUCGAGGACACGGGAAUUUGCCGUCUCAAAAAUGCAUCCCUCCCCUGCCCCCCGGGCUUGGAAUUACUUCGUUAAAUGGUGGGCAUUGCUUUUACGUUAAACCUUCCCAACAGAUAUUUUUGAAAUGUUAGCUCCAUCCGUUGCUUGAAUGCCCAGUCCAUGUGAAAGUAAACCAGCGAAUAGCCUCCAAUGUGUUGUUUUCUAGCUCCGGUUAUAUGCCAGGUAUUCUGUAUUUUGAACUAGUUUUUCCUGAGUAUCUCUGCAAAAAUGUUUUGUUUUUGUUUUUUUAAAAUAUGUAAUCCCCUUUUAAGGGGACAUUUUUCACUCCGUUCAGGUGUUGUUUAUACCUAACUGUUGUGUUUACAAGCAAGCUGUAAAUAAGGGAGUAACCGUUCUCCAUCCUCACAUUUCCUACAGGCAAAAUGUUGGCUCGUGGACUGUGUUUUUUUCUUCUCACGUACACUGGUCAAAUCCCUCGUCUGCACUGUAGUACAGUAGGAACCCCCCCCCCAUCCACAGGUUCAAGAUCCGCUGAUUCAGUUAUUCAUGGUCUGAAUCUGUUAAAAAUAUUAAAUAAAAAUUUCCUGGAAAUAUAGAUUUCUAACAAGGGUGUUACCAGAACUGUCCACUAGAGGGAGACAGAAACCAUAUGCUGUUUAUGACCUUUCCUAUUAUAUUAGCAUUUAUCAUAAUUGCAUUUUUCAGUAUCCACAGGGAGGCUUAAAAGUACAGUGGUGCCCUGCUAGACAAUUACCUUGCAAAA